CUCUUCUUGCCUUUCUGCUCUUUUCAUGUUCCCUUCUGUGUUGUUUGUUGGCUGGACACCUUUUUUCGCCUUUGCUUUGUCUGUACGCGGCUGGAUCGGGACGGCCCACUACAUCAAUGCCUUCAGACGAUCCAAAAAGCUUCCUUUGACAGAAAUUUACAUUCGCUUUCAGCUCUUGUAGCUAACCUGGAAUGCGCCUGCAAGAAGUGUGUGAUUGAUUGAAUGCGUGCUGUUGUCGCAUAACCAAGAGUCCCAACCAUCGAAGUCGAAGCGUCUGGUCGCUGCGAUAUAACCUCGAAGGCGCGAUGAAACUAUUCUUAUGGACCAAUGUCUUGCUCUUUCAGACAUGGGCGACGGCUCUAGAACCUCCAUCCGCUCUUCCAACGCCGUGCAGGAGGAGAGUGGGGGGCACAGGCGAGAUAUUUCUCGAUGAUUGCAUAAAUGACGGCCGCAUUCCACGUCUUGCGAAAAGACAUCCCUCCGAAGAUGAUAGGAUAUCUCGCAAAGAUCCGAUUAUUACACCUUCGCCCAGAUCUCCAAGCUUCCGGAAGUUUAAGCGCAAAGAGGAUCGUGGUAAUCCCAAGCCAGCUGGUAACUCCAAUCAAGGUGCCAGCAAAAACGCUGCUGAGAACAAAAACCCGCCUGGGAACGGAAACCCACCUGGAAAUAAGAACCCUCCUGGCAAUAAAAAUCCUUCUCCCGACAAUAACAACCCUCCUGGCAACAAAAACCCCCCUGGCAACAAAAGCCCUCCUGGGAACAAAAUCCCCCCUGGCAACAAAAGCCCUCCUGGGAACAAAAACCCUCCUGGCAACAAAGGUCCGCCUUGGACAAAUAUUCCUGUUGGCGGACCUAAUCCGGACCAAAAGGAGCCACCUUGGCGUGGCAGGCAGCGUCAGGAUGAGGACGACGUUCCCGACCCUCCUGACCCCGACGGCGAGGACGGCGAGGACCACGAGGACGACGACGACGAUGACAAUGAUGGUGACGACGAUGAUGCCCCUGGGAGGAAACCUAUCACGACAGCUUUUAGAUCGGAAUCUACGAGCAGAUACUCUCACACGCGACUGGACUCAACCACGGAAGAGUUAGCAACUGAAAGCUCUACCGCUGCGACGGAUUCCAGCCGCUCUACCUCCACAGCGCCUGCUUCAACCACCAACACAGCCUCAUCUUCAUCAAGUCAUUCGCGGAUAACUUCUACUGACAAUUCCGCACCUGCAUCCACAACCUUAUCCCAGAUAGCAUCCACAACCACGUCCACAUCCGCAUCUCCUACCCCACCCCCGGAAGAUGACGGAAUAAACAAAGCAGGGGUUGCAGCGGGGUCUGUCUUUGGCGGUUUUGUUGUCAUCGCGGUCGCUUUUCUAGGUCUAUUAUACUACAAGCGAUGGCAAAAACACCGAGAUCAUAAGGAAGAAGAACGGCAGAACCGAAAAUCACGAUACUUAGCAAUAUCCGCUUCGGACAGUGGGGAUUCGCAAGCAGAAACUCCCGGAAGCGGAGAGAGUUAUUUAAACCGUGGGCCAAACUUCACUUGGCAUCCUAAUAUGGCAUACGCACCUGUUUCGCAACAUAUAUCUCCUGGGAACAAGGACGAUUUCCAACCCCUUACUCCCGAUAUGCCCCGUGCCACAAGUGGUCGCUUUUAUUCCUCUAUGGCGACAGAUGACGAUCAGCAGCGGCUUUCCUUGUCGACUAAUCCAGCAUCCAGCGGGCCUUACCCACCCCCUGGGGCCUUACAAAGACCAGUCUCCAUGGAAAGUUCUCUUCAUCGGCCGCAUAACUUCGAUACCCAUGGCGUAGGUCGUAGCCAUUCUAUUGAGCGCAAGCCACUGCCCCCAGCAGGAGCACCGUCCACCGAGCUACCCAUUGUCAUGGAACUUCCUCCCGAUAACCCACCAACACCACCAUCCUCGGAAAUGCCGUCAAGUGGACCUUCUUCAGCAACACGCAGCACUCGUCGAGCUUCGCGCAGCAGUAUUUCCACUGUUAACCAACAUAUGAACUAUCGUACUUCCCAAUAUUCCCCUCACGUCGAUCAAGCCGAGAAUUUUCCAAACACCUUGCAUGCCAAUCAGCCGCCGCGGUCGGAUGGUUAUGGAGUCUAUCCGUAUCCAGGCACAUAGCCCGUCACGAGCGAAAAGAGAAAAGAAUAACAAACCUACACAUUGCCACUUUGUAUGACAUAUAUUUUAAUUAUUCCUUCUUAGUAUUAUCUUUUUCUUUUUCCUUUUAUUUUUUAGUUCUCAAACUUUGUUCUUUUUUGGAUAUUAAAUGGAUUUGCAUGACACUUUUAAGAGAUACCAAUUUUGUCUUUUCUCUGGCCUGUCCAUUUUUACCGCAGUUUUUUUACUAUUGUUAUUACUACCAUCAGGGGAAAUUUCUAUGAACAGAGCAAAGAAGUACACAGAAAGAGUUUGACUUCAGCCGGAGAGCGAGAAACACAGGGAGACGCUCCUCUUCUAUAGCUAGGCAGAAUAACAUGCAAACUACACCUUC
This is a messenger RNA of Coccidioides posadasii C735 delta SOWgp, 2502 nucleotides long. Lineage: Eukaryota; Fungi; Ascomycota; Eurotiomycetes; Onygenales; Onygenaceae. The record is from RefSeq and is a predicted model, not a curated record.